This is a messenger RNA of Zootoca vivipara (common lizard), 8609 nucleotides long. RefSeq names its product DNA damage regulated autophagy modulator 1 (gene DRAM1). NCBI's taxonomy places the organism in Eukaryota, Metazoa, Chordata, Lepidosauria, Squamata, Lacertidae. The record is from RefSeq and is a predicted model, not a curated record. Gene Ontology annotation, biological process: regulation of autophagy. Gene Ontology annotation, cellular component: lysosome.
GGAGGAAAGCGCCUGCUUUUUUUAAAAAAAACAGAACUGAAUUGCACAAUAUGUAUCCCAGAAACAUCUCAGCAAUGGUGGUGGUGGGGAAUUCCUCCCUCCGGUUUGCUGAGGUUGUCGAGAGGCGAGCUCCGAAAAGUUCCGCUUUGUGGCUGUGGGAGUUUUCACCGCGUUUUGUCCUGUUGCGCAAGGAUGCCCUCUCAGAACUUUGCGUGCCUAUGAACUUUCAGCAAACGUCUCUCGCUGCCAGGGCAAACUAGUACCCGGACUUUGCAAGGCGGGAAACCGAGUUCAUCUGAAUAGCUUCCCCAGUUUAAAACAAAAACCAAAAACUUUGUGUGUGAGGAAGUUUUUGUAUGGGGCUGGGAGGAGGAGGAGGCUUCUGUGGGAGGGUGGAACGGAACUGUGAUGAAUGCGAGCGGAAUUCGCUUUUUCCUGGAAAAGGACAGCAUUGGGUUUGCGCGAGGGGAAUUCGGCUCGCAUCGGUUUCUUUGAAGUUGGACUUGCGCUCUCUGAAGGCAGAGAGACUUCCUGCUCUCUGCGCGAGAUAACUUCUGCAGGUGUGUGGGAGGAGGAAGCGAGCUAGAGACCUCGGUGCUCCCCCCUCUCCCCAAAAGGGGGUCGGACUGAGCUGCGAAGCGAAGCAACUCGGAGGAGGGAAGCUGCAGAAGAAAGCGAGGGACUUGUGUUUGCGCGUGUUCUGGUUCUCUUCCACGGAGCUCGUGCAGUUUGCUUUGUUUAAAGUGCGAGGAGGGAGAAAAGGCGUGGUGUGUGCGCGUGUGCGCGCGCUGCGCCUCUGGUCUCCCAAUUAAAGUUUUGUGACUUCAGGCGCUUUGUGACUUCACUCGCCUGCCAGGCUGCUCCCCGCUUCCGUGAGCCGGGGCCGGGCGGCCUCUCUUGCCUCCAUGCCUGGCGGCGGGGAGAGGCAGCCGCUGAUCCCUAGGGGGCGCCGCUGGCGGUGGCAGCAGCGGCAGCCCAGGAUGCCCUGCUGCACGCAAGGAGCGGCCUUCGUUCCGACGCUGCUGGUCGUCUGGUCUUCGGCCUCCUUCAUCCUCUCCUACGUGAUCGCUGUCCUCGAAGGCCACGUGGAGCCGCUGUUUCCGUACAUCAGUGAUACAGGAGCCAAACCUCCAGAAAGUGGUAUUUUUGGAUUUAUGAUUAACAUUUCAGCAUUCCUAGGUGCAGUUACGAUGUAUGCAAGAUACCUGAUUGUCAAGGAGCAAAAUGACGUGAUACGCUUUGUUUCCCCCUGUUUCAAUUUACUAGCACUGUUUGUUGGAUGGAUAGGUUGUGUUGGAAUGGGCAUUGUUGCAAGCUUUCAGGAGCUAGCAGUUCCUGCUGUCCACGAUGGAGGUGCUCUUUUAGCUUUUGUGUCCGGCGCUCUGUACAUUGUGCUUCAGACUGUAAUCUCUUACAAGUCAUAUCCACAAUGGACUAGUUUGUGUACGUGUCACACAAGGCUGGUCUUCUCUAUAAUGACUUGGGUAGCUAUCAUUCCCAUGAUUGCGUGUGCUUCACUAGUUUCCAUAACAAAGAUUGAGUGGAAUCCAGGUGAAAAGGAUUAUGUGUUUCAUUUUGUGAGUGCACUCUGCGAAUGGGUAGUAGCCUUCAGUUUUGUUUUCUUCUUCUUAACUUUCAUCGGAGAUUUUCAGGGAGUUACAAUACGGAUAACAACAGAGUUACAUGGAAACCUAUGACCACUUUUUAUAGUUUGGAUCAUAGAAGCUGGGGUCGAGGGCAUUAAAGAAACUGUUGGGGAGACUCCAGAACGGUAAAAUCUGGUGUGACGCAAACCUGGUGGAUCGACGUUGCAAGUUGCAAAAUCAUACUCAAGGGAAAGACUAUUUUUACUUUUACUAAUAUCCCCAUGUGCCUUGUUUCCCCUUUUAACCUGUGUUCUAAAUCCUUUUUGUAUUUUUAAAUACUUCUUUCCAGUUUUAUUUUAAAAAAUGGGAACGUCUGAAAAAUGUUAACUUCUGGGGGGGAAAAAGGAGAGGAAGAGACGUCCCUCCUCGACAACUGCUGCCUUCUUUCUAUUUGUUGGAAGUCAAGAUGGCCUCAAAGUAAAACUCGGGCUGCAGUCUGGUGAACUCGGUCCCAUUGGUGAACUUGGUGGGGCUUUCUUUCAACUGACUGUGCUUCAGAUUGCGUUUUAAAAUGCCUAGUAUUCAUUGUGGGUAGUAAUGUCUGCUUUUAUGUAUUAGGAAAUAAACUGGCCCUGAUCUAAAGAGAGGUUGUUGUGGUUCAGGUCCUUUUUGAACAUCAAGGGGCUUCAGCAAGGCUUGCUCAAGGCUUCUUGCUACUUCAGAUAAAAGAAUAAGAUGUUCUGGCUACAGAAACUAACCAGGCUGGCAGUUGAAUAUUACUUCAGCACUAGCUGCCUCUAUUUGCACCUGAGGGCACUAAGCUAGUUUAGCGGGUGCAGGAAAACCUUUAUGGCACAGGCAACUUUGUCCUUGCCUCACCACCACUGCCUGCCCCUCAACAUCUGCUGCCUGAGGCGUCUGCCUCAUGUCCUCAGGCUAGCCAUGGACGUCAGUUAGUCAUGGCUAACUUGGCCUUUUGGGCUGCAUGUCCUAUUGAAAUCAAACAGGGGUGGCUACAUUCUUUUUUGGGCCAAGGGCUACAUUGAGUGCUGGCCAGUUCUCCAGGAGUUGAAAACAGCUCCAUGCAAACUAGGAAGUGACCUCUCCAGACAAAGGAAGAAGGACCCUUCUUAUCUAUAGCUGUGGUCUCCUGGGUGACGCUGUUAGACAGUUGAAUGUGCAUGCAUACUCUGUCCAUUUCCCUACCUGCCCCCCUCCAUGUGGCCCUGGGGCCCUGGCAACCCAUGCUACGCCACUAAUCUAUGCUAUACACAUUUACUUGGCAAUAACAUCCUAUUGAAUUCAGCAGGAGUUAGGAAACCUAACUGGCUCUGGACUGGGGUCAAAGUCCGUCUUUUCCAAUAGUGAUACUAAAAACACUUCCAGGAGAGGUGUGCACAUGUGCCAUAAGAAGUAACUUUAGAAAUUCACUAAAUGCACAUAUAGGCUUUUCUUUACUGGACAGGGGAAUCAUUUUGUUGUUUUUAAAAAAACUUCACUGUUCUUUUGGAAAAGGAAGGACAAAAUUAAUAUCUGUGGUGAAAAUCUGAGAUGUAAAAAAUCUGAACAAAAUAAAAAGGGGGGCUGCUUAUACAAAUCAGAUUGCUAAGGUUUUUUGUAUGUGUGUGCGCACACACACACACAUAUAUCGGUAAUUCUUUCUUGACUGCACAGUAGAUGGCACUAAAGGACCAUAUUGGUAGUGUGUAUUGCCCCCAAAUCCUUAAAUAAUAAUUGAUCUCCUUCCUUGGGAAGAAAUAAAUGUGUGGGCAGCUUGAAGUCUGAUCAGAUAGUCACCAAAAGACAAAUUGAUUGCUUUUUCCUAUGCUUGUAGAAAAAAGCAGCUGCUAAUCAGAAUGUAUUUAUACUGAUUUUCGUUAUAGGCCACUUUUGGAUCAAACCCCGAGGUGACUUCCAAUAUAAUAAUUAACAAAAAGGACCUAUUGAACCAGCACAAAAUUAAUUCAGAUGGCUUUCAAAUAAAACUAUUAUUGCAUUGCUCUAAAAUCUCUCGUGUUGCAGGCAAUAUUUAUUUAACAGCAGAAGUAAUCUGUUACCUGGCUGGUAUAAGAGUGACCAAGCUAGUCUCCCAAGUGUCUUGACAAUAAUUUUACUCUUGUCAGGCAUGGCUGGUGGGGUGUUCAGCUGACGGGUCACAUAAAUUGUGCCAUAGUUACCUCAGCAAACAUAAAUAUGGAACCACAUUGACUAAGCAGCUUGUGGAGGGAAGUUUAUGGAACUCUUUACAAUCUCCUAUGGAUUUUAUUGCUCUGAAAUACGUUGUUGUUCUGUGCAAGCCUAAAGGCACAAAGAAAAGCAAAACUUCAAAAUUGUGCUAUGAAAGAAAACCCUAUUGAAAUGCCCAAUGCGCUUUAGCUAAAGACAACCUUCAGUUCUGCUAGGAAGCCAACAUCUUUCCAGAGAGAUUUCAGUAUUUUAGGAUUAUGUCAUUGAUAAAGUUUCAAUUUUAGCACUAUUUGAGCCUCUGUACUUUUCAUUGCUUUGUUGAGGUUUCAGCUCUCUCUCAUUUUUUAUUCCUUCCUCCUUGCUCUGUUGUUGUUGUUGUUGGCAUCUGUCUGUCUUGAGAGACGAGGGAAGAGUGCGCCAUUAGGGGUAAAGUAAACCAUUGGAGAGUUACAGUGUCUGCUGUGGCUGUAGAGACCGAUAAGGGAGAGACAUGUUUUAUUGCAGCUGGGGCAGAUGGAGGUGUCCAGAUACACCGUGGCAUUUCUUCUCUCCGUGCUCCUCCCAGUUUCUCUGGAAUCCGCUGUGGAUACAUGACCUGGCAUGUCUCCAGACACUGUGGCGGUCUGCAAGGGAUUUCCACACAGCAUAAGUUAAUGCUGCCAGCCUUCAUGUAAUGUUUGCAGACACCUUUAUAACACAGAGCUGGUCUGCCAACGGGCUUGGUGCCUGAAGCUAGCUCCCCUUAAAGCACAUCCCUGGGGAUCCUGCCAUGCUCCAUGCUGUGUACAUGAUCAACCCAUUGCAGACAUCACUGAGACAGAAGUGCAAACAUGCUGAGAAUGUAGACUUGAGAGAGCACACCUUUGUUUCAGACUCUGUCCUGCUAUGUGAUGCCCCAAAUCUUCCUGACACGGUACAUAUGGAAGGCAUUGAGGCUUUUCCUCCUGGCUGUUGUAAGUUGCCCACAACUUCCAUAAAGCACGCAAGUUCAGCACGCAAGCCUGGUACUCCUUCAUCUUGGGUCAUCUCCUUUUGGAGAAGUGAGCCAUUGCCAUAGCUGCCUUACCAAUAUGCUUGCCCAAGGAAAGCUUGCUGGUUAUACUGGAGCCCAGGUAGGGAAAAAACAUCUAUCACCACAAUGCUGAUGUGUGGAGUGCUGGUGAUGUCCUGACCCACUAUGUUGGUCUUCAUCAGGCUGAAUUCCAUGCAGGCUUGAGCAAAACAGUUGGUGAGUCUCUGUAGAGCUUCCUUAGUGUGCGCUGUCAAGGCUGCAUCAUCUGCAAACAAUAUAUCCUCGUGCAAGCUUGACCUAUCUACCCUGCCUCUAGAUCAGUAGUCCAAGACCCCAGACCCACAUGCAUUUGGAGAUCCAUUUCUUAAUAUUUUACCAUAUAUUUGCAUGGCAGAAAAGCAUCUGUUGCUCACCACCUUGAGUCAUUCCAUGACCCACUAGUGGCUCCCAACCUACCUGCUGAAGACCAGAGCUCUAGAUUAUCAGUUUUAAAUAACUUGUGCUAGUAUUCAGCCUUGAGUGCCCAGUUUGUUUCACUGCAUUUAUUCCUGCCCUUUAUUUCCUGUCGCUUCCAAACCAUAAAGAGGACUUGACGUUCCACUCAAUGGCAGGUAUCCUAUUGUAUCACCACAGGGGCCUCGAGUAAGAAACUUAAUAUGAAGCUUAAAGAAUAAUUUUAAAAAGCUAUUGACACUUUAUUCAAUGGGUCACCAGGAUCUGUACGCCUGUUGACAGCCUCCAGAUAGUUCCAAUGGGUUGAAGCAUGACUUCUUCCCCCUUACAUAAGCCAUGUUGACUGUUUUUCACCAUGGCAUCAUUAUUCCUUCAACAGUGAAAAAUUGUUCAACCAGAAUGCCGGGAGAAAAAUUGCUGAGGUUUAUGUUUUUUAUUUAUGGAGACAGAACCUAAUCGGUGUCUGCGGAGUCCCAGUGCCAGAAACAAAAGUCUUGCCUUGGAUUGUUCACCUCGGCAAAAAAGAAUGGGGCAGUUGUCUUGAGCCAAGCAGUAGUCAUCUCUUUUAUGCCAUGUGUGCGCGCACAUAUAAUGUGGAAACUGUUGACUAAGAUUCCUAUUGCUCUUGAAGGAUAUUUUCGCAUGGCAGGAAAUUGGGCUUGGGUGAGCCCAGUUGGAGCUGCACCAGCUGAUUCUACAGAAUAAGCUUAACCAACUGCUCACCACUGGGGGGGGGGGUUCUCUUGCCACAGAGGUUGUGUAUGCAGCGGAUCAAGGGGGUGUUGUUGUUGUUUUGCUGUGGUAGAAUGGACUGUGCCACUUCAGACCAAGCUAGGGGAAAUGGCAUUUUCAAUAUUCCUUUGUGUGGGGACCCCCCCCCAAAGCUCACUGCAAGAAGAAAAUUGACGCACAAGGAUAUGAACUAGAACCUUUCUGCUAGUUUUUUUACUUGCAGGAUUUUUAAAUAUAUAGAGAGGUGGGGGGGGCAUUUAAAAAUAGCAUCCCCUACUUCCACUCUGAAGUGGUGUGCUCCAUGCUAGCACCUCCUAUUCUGCUGCAUAUGAAACCCACAGAGAAAUACAAUUACACAUACAGUAUGUGGCUUUGGCUCUUACUCUAAAGGGUAUACAGUGGUACCUCGGGUUACAUAACACUUCAGGUUACAUACACUUCAUGUUACAGACUCCACUAACCCAGAAAUAGUACCUCGGGUUAAGAACUUUGCUUCAGGAUGAGAACAGAAAUUGUGCUGCGGUGGCGUGGCGGCAGCGGAAGGCCCCAUUAGCUAAAGUGAUGUCUCAGGUUAAGAACAGUUUCAGGUUAAGAAUGGACCUCCAGAACGAAUUAAGUUCUUAACCCAAGGUACCACUGUAUGCCCAAAUGAACACAAUGGAGCCUAUUUUUGAAUGAUCCUGCAUAGGAUUGUGCUGCGUGUUUAAGCUGGGCAUGAGACCAACACUGAAAUCUUAUACUUUUAUGCAGAAGUAAACGGCAUUGAGUAAGGUUGCGCUUAUUCCCAAAAUGUGUAUAUAGGCUUUCAGCCUCAGGGGUCAAGCGAAAGGCUGAAAGGAAAAGGCAGGGUUUAAAAAUGGCCUAGAAUUUUUCAUAAAAAUCGAGCAAGUUAUCAGGAUUUUAAUAUGAUAAUAAGUGGGGAAUUUUGUGAAUUGUGUGUGCGUGCCUGUUUCAACAGAAAGUCCAGCAGUAUUUACACAUAAUGCUUGCUUGCUUGAAACUUUGCAGAGUGUGGCAAGUUAAGUUGGCUGUGUGUAUGGCCUUUGCUCCUUAUGACUGUUGUUGCAUGAACACAGCCCUGUGCCACUAAGGCUGUGUCCGGAUUACUGGCUUAAAAAAGCUGGGUCACUAUUGUGGGGAAAUGCAUCAAAACCCAGCGUUUCCUAAGGAACGACAGGAUAUAUGUGCAUUGUACUAAUGUGGUGUGUUCACCCCUUCCUAAGCCAGUGGUGGAAUCACAUUGAAUGCAGAUUAAAUGGAAUGUAUACACAGCCUGAGUCUGCUUCGCUAAUCCUGGGACCAUUGACUCUGAAAGGAACAGCCUCCCUUCCAUUCCAUCCAACUGUAGUGACUGAAAAAUUAAAGUUUUCUUGCUUCAGUACAGGGUAUAAUAAUGGGGGUGGGGCGCAGGUGGUGCUGUGGUCUAAACUACUGAGCCUCUUGGGCUUGCCAGUUGGAAGAUCAGUGGUUUGAAUCCCUGCGACGGAGUGAGCUCCCAUUGCUCUGUCCCAGAUCCUGCCAACCUAGCAGUUCGAAAGCAUACCAGUGUGAAUAGAUAAAUAGGUACCGCUGUGGCAGGAAGGUGAGCAGCAUUCCUGUGCGCUCUGGCUUCUGUCAUGGUAUUCCUUUGCACCAGAAGCGGUUUAGUCAUGCUGGCCGCAUGACCCGGAAAGCUGUCUUUGGACAAACGAGAGCUCCCUCAGCCUGAAGCGAGAGGAGCGCCACACCCCAUAGUCGCCUUUGACUGGACUUAACCAUUCAGGGGUCCUUUAUAAUACAGUCAUACCUCGGUUUAAGUACGCUUCGGUUUGAGUACUUUCAGUUUAAGUACUCCGCGGACCUGUCUGGAAUGGAUUAAUCCACUUUCCAUUACUUUCAAUGGGAAAGUUUGCUUCAGGUUAAGUUUGCUUCAGGUUAAGUACGGACUUCCAGAACCAAUUACACUCAUACUUUGGGUUAAGUACGCUUCAGGUUGAGUACGCCAUGGACCCGUCUGGAACGGAUUAAUCCACUUUCCAUUACUUUCAAUGGGAAAGUUCGCUUCAGGUUAAGUACGCUUCAGGUUAAGUACAGACUUUGGGAACCAAUUGUGUACUUAAACCGAGGUACCACUGUAAUGGGCUGGGGCAGGCCAGGGCCCAUAGCCCAGCUCCGUUGCUGGCCAGGUGGGACUCAAUAGCUCUGGAAGGAGGUGUGUGAUUCCUCAGCUGGAGUAGGCUCAGAACAGUUGAGGGUCCCAUGCCUCAUCAAGCCCAGAUGCUGCAAUCAGCAUGCAAAGUACAAAAGGAAAACGGAGCUGAGCUGCUGUCUCUGCUCAACUGUCCAUGUUGAUGGGCCUUGGCUCGGACGCUCCUGGACUUCUAUGGGGCUGUGCUUCAGGUUUGACUCUGGACUAUAUCCCGACUGCUGGCCUUCAGACUUGGCUACUUGGAUUGACCGUGAACGACAUUCCUUGAUCUUUGGACUUUGCCUAUGUGGAUUGGCCCCCAGAUUUGCUGCCAGGAGGCCAGGGGUGCAGGACAACCCCCCCAACAUAAUUCAGUCCUACUGUGUUCCAUGUGUCCCUUCCCAAAGCAGUGGCAUUGAAGUUCCUACGUGGUAAUGUUGCAUAGCUGCCAAGUUAUCCCUUUUUUACAGGG